Trichoplax adhaerens is the source of this 525-nucleotide messenger RNA. RefSeq lists its product as uncharacterized. Gene Ontology annotation, biological process: intracellular protein transport. Lineage: Eukaryota; Metazoa; Placozoa; Uniplacotomia; Trichoplacea; Trichoplacidae. Gene Ontology annotation, cellular component: endomembrane system. The record is from RefSeq and is a predicted model, not a curated record. The transcript has 3 exons. Gene Ontology annotation, molecular function: GTPase activity; GTP binding. The annotation marks the transcript as partial.
GAUGUCAAGAUUGUAAUCAUGGGAGAAUCAGGAGUUGGCAAAACCUCAUUUAUCGGCCGUUAUUUGAAAGGAACUUUUUCCGUCCAACCACAUACUAUGGGUGCUGCUUUUAGUAUGCAGAAAUGGGGUCAUUAUAACGCUGCGAUUUGGGAUACUGCUGGGGAAGAGAGAUAUGGACGCUUAACAUCAUUUUAUUGUCGUGGUGCUUCUGGAGUUAUUAUUGCAUACGAUAUUACCUCGAAAAAGUCAUUCGAUACACUGAAGGAAAGAUUCAUACCGUUGCUCGAUGAGAAUGAUACCCAUGUACUUGUUGCUGUUGUUGGUACGAAGAAAGACUUAAUCGAUACAGCGGGUAGAGAAGUAUCGCAAGAGGAUGGCAAAACAAUGGCUAUAAAUUUAAACGAGAAUUGGCAGGGUCAAAAGUUGCAACAGAUCCCAUUCUUUGAAACUAGCUCUAAGGCUGGAAUAAAUGUAAAGGAAGUUUUUAAAUUUUUGUUAUCGAAUUUAUUACCAUUAGAUGAUUCA